AAGCUUCCCUUCUAAUCACCACAGAAAGAGACCUGUCUUGUGUUGUGGAAAUGCAAAUGUCAAGCAAUUUUUUUGCUCUUUAUUUAGUUUAACGCCUUUGAGUAAGACAACGCAGACAUGUCUACGGCAAUGAACUUCGGAAGUAAAUCCUUCCGACCUCGGGCUCCCGAUAAAGGCGCGUUCCCCUUGGACCAUUUUGGAGAGUGCAAAGCUUUUAAAGAGAAAUUCAUGCGAUGCCUCAGAGACAACAGCUUUGACAACUCCAAGUGUCGAAUGCAGUCCAAAGACUACCUGGAAUGCAGAAUGGACAAUCAGCUGAUGGCCAAAGAACCUCUGGAGAAACUGGGCUUCAAAGAUCUCUUGGAUCAACCACCCAAUGAGAAGACAGAGACCAAACCAUAAAGCAACCAGGUCACAUCCACUUCCACAUAGAGAUGUGUGGAAUUUCUGUCUGUCCUCAUUUGUACAUAAUUUGUUGUAAAUGCGUGUAAAUUAUACCCCAUCCUCAAGAGGAUUUAUAAAACCUG
Molecule: messenger RNA, 527 nt
Organism: Engraulis encrasicolus (European anchovy)
Lineage: Eukaryota; Metazoa; Chordata; Actinopteri; Clupeiformes; Engraulidae
Gene: cox19
Product: cytochrome c oxidase assembly protein COX19
Exons: 3
Coding region: 118-402 (94 amino acids)
Biological process (GO): mitochondrial respiratory chain complex IV assembly
Cellular component (GO): mitochondrial intermembrane space
Source: RefSeq, a predicted model, not a curated record